Molecule: messenger RNA, 2063 nt
Organism: Suillus paluster
Lineage: Eukaryota; Fungi; Basidiomycota; Agaricomycetes; Boletales; Suillaceae
Exons: 3
Coding region: 131-1951 (606 amino acids)
Source: RefSeq, a predicted model, not a curated record
CAUUUUGUGGACACAGUGCUAGUGGUUCAAUUCUUUUACUGUAAACUACCAACUGCAAAGCUGCAGCACGCGCGGUAACAACACCUGAAACGAUUGACGAACUACUAGAUUUAUUUUCAUCGCGUGUUUCAUGAAGGAGCCACCGUUGAAGAGAAAAGUCACUGCGAAACUCGACUACAACGGUGGAAAUGUAUCUCCUCGUUUUAAUUCAUCAUCUAGACCAGCGUCACCGACUAAGCAACCGCUUCAGUCAUCUCUCUCACCCCCAGGCUUCCGUCCGACAGUCAAGGUCAGCUCCAACGUGACUGUCCGGAAAUUGUCAAGUUCGGCUUCAUUGAAUGCCAUCAACAAAGCAACUUUCUCUCGACCUGGCUCGCCUUCGAAGCCGAUUCGAAGUCCCGGGCCUCCCAUAGUCACCAAUCCCGUCAAAGCUCGCGUUACGGCGCGGCCCGCGUCCAAGUCUACCGCCACAUCUCCUGUGUCUAGUACAUCUCCUUUGGAGUCGCGUCAGCGAUCGUCCACUACUGUUUCAUCAAAGCUGCGACUUCCACCCCAGGAAGACCGACCCCGUAGCGGCAGCGUUGCCCUACAUCACGCCCAGUCCACCUCAGCAUUACGGAGAAAUUCUCCAUCACCCCGAACUCCGCUCUCUUCAGAACUACCAUCCGCACGCGUCGACCAAGACCGUGCAUCACCGUCUGCUCCCAUCAAGAUCAAAUCCAAGAUUUCACGGCUAGCCAAAUCUAAUAGUAUCGAAACAGAACCUGCCCGCUCGCUAUCCCCACCAUGGGUUACCACCAGGCCUACUCAUACAAGACCACCCAUACCUUCACUGGCUUCUAGCUUCUCGUUGAACGCGUCAUCAAGUCCGCCUAAUUCGACCACUGUGUCAUCUUUUUAUCCCAUCACGACCGGAGCUCCUGCUGCUAAUCCGCAUAGAUACCCCUCACCGCGACGCGCCCCCUCACCCAUAUCAUAUGCUUAUCAGACAUUCACUCCAGUUGAAGGACCUUCGAAAGCAGUCAGGCAGGUACUGAAAGCCAAGGUCGACCCCGCUUCCAUUCCUCUCCCUCCACAUUCACCACCAAUAUCUGCAUUAUCAUUAUCUUCAAAGUCGUCCGUGUCUAGAAGGUCGUUGUCUGUGGAUCCCUCUACUAAGAGCAAUGCGAGCGCGUCGACGCUUAACUCUCACAUAAGCAAGCGUUCGGAUACCGAAUUUGCUCGACUCAACAAUCUUCGUUCUAGUCACAGCGAUCAGGAUGGCACGGUUUCGCCCACAACCAAUGGCCGACGAUCUAGCCAAGAUCGGGAUAGCGAUCUUGACUCUGAAAACUCGGAGCACAAGGCGAGGACUGCUGCCAAGUCUAAUCGAAAGAUUGCCGACUUGGAAAUAACGAAUAAAUCCCUUCUCGUUAUCAAUGCAUCACUUGAAACUACGAAGAACCGUCAAGCUAAAGAGAUUCGGGACCUGAAGCGGAAGCUUCGCGAAUCCAGACUCAUUCUCCCCCCCAGAGCAUUCAGGGCUGUUGAGUCCCAUGACCGCGAAGAAGAAGAAGUGGUUGAUGACGAUAGUGAGGAGGGUGAUGAUGGGGCUGGCGAUGAAGUCUAUGCAAGGGUGAAGGAUAUCCUAGACCGGCUUCUGGAAUCAGGCAAGAAAGCUUUGGAAAGCACUCCCGAUGAUUUCCGGCAGGGCCUCUCCACGAAGGUCUUGAAUGCCGAUGAAGUCCGCACAUGGAGAGAUUCAGGGCAGGAGUCUGACGCCAUUCUUGAUGGCCGCAACAGAGGGGACGGUAGGGAGGAUCAGGUUAUAAUCCCCGUCUCUCCGUCACACGUUGCUGUACCUGAUAGUGAUGAUGACCUCUCGGAGGAUGAGGUCGACGAACUAACCCUGGAACCACCACCCACUCAUUUACCUCCAAUCAGAAUUACGCCUUCUUCCGAGUCUUUAUAAGUUUAUGGUGUUACGUUCAUUACGCUCUACGUCCUGCAAUGCUUCAUCAUGUAGACCUCGGAAUCAUUCCUCGAUACCCCACCAGCAUAUUCACGCAUCGCAUUAUCCAAUA